This is a messenger RNA of Xyrichtys novacula (pearly razorfish), 19567 nucleotides long. Lineage: Eukaryota; Metazoa; Chordata; Actinopteri; Labriformes; Labridae. The record is from the annotation of a GenBank genome assembly.
AUGGCGGCUGAAGCGGAGAAGGUAGAGCCUGGAGACAGCGAGCAAGACGAAGGAGAAGAUGUGUACGAAGUGGAAAGGAUCAUUGACAUGCGGGUGGAAGAGGUAAAGCUAGCUAACUGCUACUUAGCCUGCUGGCUAGCUUUGGCAAAUAUGGCUGGCAUUGCUUUCACUCCACUCUCACGACGCAUAGCCCACCUACAACGCUGUCUUGACAUUAGUAGCUGUUGUUACGCAUGUGGUCAAUUGAUUUGAGAUGAAUAUCAAUGCAUUUUACUGCUCGUGUAUCUCUUAUUCACACGCGACUCUUACUGUUGUGCCGAAGCUCUCAGCUUCUUUUCUGAACAACUUCUCCCAUGAUGUCCGCUCGCCUCUCCCCUGCUGGGGCCAAGGACGGACGGUCUGCAAGCUUGCAAAUAAUCGCAACAACACGCCUCUUUUCCGCCGGCACAGAAGUAUUAAUAAACUCAAUGAGAAAAUAAUGCGUUUCUUGAUAGCUGGUACGCUGACUAGAUGGAGAGAUUUGGCUAACGGUUAGACGUAGAGUUAACGUAACUCUUACCGUUACUUCCCUAACGGCUUUAAGUUACGUUACUGUUCUGGCACAAAAUCAGCUCUACAUUAAACCUGUGUGUGUUGAUUUAAAGUCAGUUAGACGUUUUAACCACGUCUUCUCGACGUUAAAAAUCAGUAAUGUAACUUUUACUUGUCCGUUUGCUGUGAUAGGCAUUGAUAAUCCAUGUGGUUCGGCUGUUAUUAAGUUAUUAGUUAGAUUUAGGCUACUGUACUUGUAUUCAAGAGAUACUCAUCCCACUGAGUUUGUAUUAUUACUGUUUUGCUCAAAGGAAUAACUCAUUUUUUCUCUGUUCUGACACCCAAUGCUACACCAGGACUCUCAAAAUGUAAGCAUGGUAUCCCUCUCAAUAUCUUGUUAGGCCGAUUCCAUGUGCUCCUUGAUACAUUGUCACCUAUCCGAUAUAUUAAUGGUACAUAAGCAGCAACCUACGAUUAAAUCUGUUAUGUUUGACUAGGGAUGGGAAUCGAGAACCAGUUCUUGUUGAGAACCAAUUUCAAAAUGGUUCAAUCCAUUGACAUCAUUUACAUUUCAUUUUAAUGAUACCCUUAAUGAUUCCUUUCUUCUGGGUGAGAUCCAGAGUAUGGUCACCCUGAUUUGACUUAAUACGAUCAAGUAAAUGUUGUACAAAUAGUUUAUCGUUUGAUUAUUUUUAGGCUACAUCUUUUUCUGUUAUCAAACACUCAAAAAAAAUUUGAGUUAACAUUGAAAACUUAUAGUGUACUUUUUUUAAAUCAAAGAAAGGCAUUGAUAAAGGAAUCGAUAAUGAAUUGAAUUGAUAAGCAGAAUCUUUAAUGGCAACGAUAUCGAUAAAAUCAUAUCAAUUCCCAUCCCUAUGUUUGACAACAUGAUCAUGAUGCCAUGCAUUCAACCAAGCUGCAGCCAUUAGUUUUGGGCAUUGAACAAAUGUCCUUUAUUUGGAAUUUAUCAAGAUAUUAUGAAUAACCAGACUAGCUCUUUCCUUCGACUGUUUUUGAGGAGUUAGUUUCAGAAUCACGAAUUCUCUUCUGAAUUUCUUUUAAACUCAAGUUUACAAAGUCUUGCUACAUAGCAAUUUUCACACUUAAAUAUUAACUAGACCACCACGUGAAUGCAUAUGGAGACAGUGCUGUCAUGUGUUUAUGUGGGGGUGGGAAAGAGGUGGUGUUUGUUUUAUCUUUGAGUGCAAGGUCUUCCUACACACUGUUUACAUCCCCUGUGAUGGUUUACAUAAGUUUCAAUUAUCAGAAUGUCCCUGCUUUUAGAGACAAAAAUAAAGUUGGUUUGUGAUAUGAGAGGAUUAAUGGGGGUUCAAAGAACAGAUGACUUAAUGCUGAAGAAUUAUUGCUACAGGACGAAACUGUGCUUUGCUGGACUUCCAAAGAUCUUUGAGUGUGCACAAUGACCAUUUAUUAAAAGAGGAAAGAGCACUGAUAUAUACAAAAAAGAUAUGAACCAUCUUAUGAAACUGUUCAAUAUUUUAUUUAAUCUUUCUGUCAAAAGUGAAAAUGUUGGAUACGUUUUUUUCACCUUUUCUGAACUGAGCCUUUUAAAAAACUGAGACGUGUUUACAAAUGCAAAAGAAUCAAAUUGAGGAGCUUUUCUUUAUUAAUGCUUAAAUUUAUUGAAAUUCGUCGACAUUUUUUUGAGUUUGAUUGUCUUAAUUGAUGUUAAACUCUUUUGAAAAUGUAGUACACAAGAGGCAAAGAAAUGAGUGUUUAAAUUGUGAACAUAAUCCCUCUGUUUUGAUAUCACAAGAAUUUGAGAGUUAAGGCCUACCUACCUUUGUGGGAAGAUUUGACUAAUAGCUAUUUGGAUUGAAGUUGAAGGUCAUGUGAUGAAAGAGGUACUCUUGUUAUGAUCAGCCCCACUGAGCUAUUAACACACUCUGCUUCACAUGAGCUCAAUGCUGGCUUUAGAUUAUAACAACUCUGUUGAGAGUCUCCUGAGGGUUUUUACCACCUGCUCAAAAAAUUCCAGAGACAUGAAUGAGAGUGUCGGACUAAAAUAUAAACAAUUGGGCUGUAACUCUGUCCUAUCAACAUGUCUCAGCAGAUGUUGGCACAGUGCCAAUGUGAUAGCUCUGAGUAAAAGGGGGAAAAAGCACAAUAGGAGUGCAAGUAAUGUAGAGGUGUAGUGAGACAGAGCUUUAUACCAAUUACAUCCACAAAAUUCAACAAAAAGUGUCCCAUCACCAUCUCAGGUUGUUGUGGAGAAAAUGCUUUCGCUUCACAUUUUCUUUGUCGGUCUGUUUUCAGGGUGAAGUGCUCUACAGAGUGCGAUGGAAGAACUACUGCUCUGACGAUGACACCUGGGAGCCAGAGGCCCAUCUGGAGGAUUGUCGAGAGGUCCUUUUAACUUUUAAGAAGGCCAUGGCUGACAUUAAGGCCAAGAAGGAAGCAGAAGCCAAGAAGAGCGUGGUACGUUUAAGUGACAGUUUACACAACAAGACUGACACUGUGUCAACCAAAACAAUAAUUGAUGCUCCACAAUGUUUGCUUUUGUUGAUUAUAGCUUAUAAGUAUGAGUGACUUGUAUUCUUGUUGUUUGCUAAACUAAAUCUUGCAAAUGAGCUUAACAAACAUCGUAUGGUCGUAAAGUAUCGUGUUUCUCACACUGUUGUCCUUUAGAAGGUGCUGCCAACAAAGAGUGACGUGUUCGAUGCAGACUCCGAGAGCGACAGUGACAAAGAUCGUCCCAUCGUGACACCUGUCAAGAAGAAGAAGAAGAAGACAAAGAACCGAGAGGAAGAGGAAGAAGAGGAAGAAGAAGAGCCACUUCUCAAGGAGAAGAAGAAAAAGAAGAAGAAAAAAGAAAAACGGAAGGAUGAUUUCAGGCCUCUCCCAGCACCAGAGUCAGAUGAAGACGAAGAAGAGAAAGCCCUGACUCCAACCUCUCCUCCUAAGGAGAAAAAGACUGACACAAAAAAACAGCUGGUGGACUCUGAGGAGGAGGACAAUGAGCCUGUUCCCACAAAAAAGCACAAGAAGGAGAAGGGAAGAGAUGGAGGAAAGCAUAAGAAAGAAAAGGCAGAUGAAGGGAAGAAGAAGAAAGCGAAGAAGGAAAGGAAGAUUGAAACCUCAGAGGAUGAGGCUGCUGCGCCUUUAGAGGAGGACCUGAGUGAAGGCCCAUCAGAGUCUCAGAUGGACGACAGUGCCUCGACAGACACUGCAGCAAAAUCGUCUGAAAAGGCUAGUUUGGAGGACAAGUUUAAGCAUAAGAAGGGGAAGUGGGAGGUGAAGCUGCAGGGGAUUAAGGACCUGAUUCAUGACAAAAAGGGCAAAAAGUUAGACACUACACUUAAGGAAAGCAGCCUCCAAAAACUCAAGAGUCUCACCUCUAAAAGCAAAGAUGAGGCUGCCCCACACUCAGACUCCAGUGAUAGCUCCACUUUACACAAAAAAGCCAAGAGUAAAAGCCAGGAGAGCACACCAGCACCUCCCAAAGUCCCGUCUUCCUCCACUUCCUCAUCAUCCUCAUCGUCCUCUGUCACAGCGGCUGGCAGCACCAAGGGUAAAGAGGAAGAAGUGGCUAAAGAGGAGGUAUUGGGGCAGAAGGACGGGGCAGGCUCCACUAACCUGUUUGAGAAGUUCCUGUUAAACUGUGAAGCCAAGGAUCGAGCCCCCCGCAGGCAGUCGGUGCAUCAGCCCACCCCUGAAAAGAGCGUCAGCAAACCUGCAAAGGUAAAGCACUAGUGCUAUAUGUCUUCAGUUGUUUUUGGAAUGGUGUACUUGCUCGUAUUAGUUUGAUUUAGGUGUUCAUCUGGUUUUCCUGUUAGUUACUCUGAUUUUUUUUUUUUUUUUGUGAACCCAUAGCUGAGAUAUUUGGUUUUCCUUUUUUUUACAGUGUGGAUUACACACUUCUCUGACUUUCCCAUGUUUAGUGCGUACACGGAGAAGCACUGAGCUGAUGAAACGAACAGUAAUUACAGAUGUUGCGCCGCUUUUGUGUGUGUCGACAAGUAAAAGGCUUCUCUCCCCACAAUGAUAAUAAUAGCGUGCCUCUUAAUGUCCUUACCGAACCUGACACGAUAAACAAUGAAGUUUAUCUGUAAAGUUCCCAUGAAAUCAAAAUGGAAGUUCAUGGAUUUUAAUUUAUGCAUGACUUCUUUAAUUUCACAAAGAGAUAUGUAUUUACCCCCAAAAUAAAUUUUGUUAAAUGGUUUUUGUCAUAGUUUGACCUUUUUUCGAUUUUUCAUGUCCCUGCAAAUUUUAAUGUAAAUCCCAAACAGCCAGUUCUGCAUUUAGUAUUUAGGGACCAUAUGGGGAGAAAAAGUGCAAACAAAUAGUUUCCAUUUUUAGCCAGUAUUCAUGUUCGUCCUGUUUUUUGCUUAGAUUUGAAACACAAUGUGCUAACUCUGUGUUUUCUUUUUCCAACAACAGCUAAUAGGAAAGAUUGAGAAGCUCCCCAAGACCAAUAAAGAGUCUCCUGCUCAGAAACAAGAGACUGAGAAGUCUGAGAAGGUCAAGCAGUCAGAAAGUACGUAUUACACACAUACAUUACUGUGAUAGCUGGGUAUGUAAGGCCGCUUUUCCACCUUUCUUGUUCAAGGCUGUUUUCAAGUUCGUGUGCUUUAUUUGUACUAGUGUUAAGGCUAUCAGUCAACCCUGCUGCUGACCAAACAACGGUACCUUGAAUAUAUAGGUCUGUUUUUCAAGAGUUUUUCUGUUUGUUUAUUUCCGCUUGUUCGGCUCCUCAAUGUCCAAUGUGCAAAAGAAAAAGACAACAUUAGUUGCAGUCGUAAAUACAAGAUUUAUAGAGCUGUGAAAUUUGAGACCUGAGAUGAAUGAAGAGAAUGUCUAUACACAGUCUACGUAACAGUAAAAUUUAACUUUAAAUGCCAACCUGCUGCAUCACAGAAACCAGCACAAAGCCGGGAGCAGAAGCUCAAUUAUGCAUAAGCUGUCAGCAGCAUCUCACCCCAGUGCUGGUUCGCGCUACUGCCAUACAUACAGACCGUUAACAUGACGUAUGUCCGGCAGAAUGUUUACUUUUUUUGUCCUAGCCUGCUGCAUGCAUGGUAAAAUUUUGUGUGAGUCACUGCUGUCUCUGCGUCUCCUGUAAGAUCAGUAUUUUUUAAAACUUUGUUGUGGAACAGCCUGUUUUAACACAAAACACUUAUAUAUAUGUAUAUGAUAUAUGUGGUACAAUGAGAAUUAAGAAAGUAAUUAUUUGUCUCAAACAGUUGGAAGCGCACCACUUCCUGUCAGUCAUUUUUAAAAAGUUUUUAUACUUUUUGUUUGAACACGCACAUACGCCAACAUUCCCUCCAUAUCUGGGGAGAAAUACAUGUUACUGGAGCUGGAACAUUAGCCAGUUUUGAUUGACUGUCGGGAUGGAGAAUGAAAGUCAUCCUACGUCCUUAAGGACUACCCAGAAAUAUGACCGAUUUUCUGUCCCCCCCUCCAGCCUCCAGACCUAGCUUUGGCUUCAGCCUGGAUAGUGAUGAGAGGGAAGACGAAGCUACAGCAAAGCCACGACCAGGAGAGGAACCACGGGAGAGGCGAGAGAGGACAGAGGAGGCGCAGCGGCCCAGCUGGGAGAGGAGAACAUCAGCAGACGACAGGCGGAAGAGGAGAGAGGACAGUGAACCCAGACUCUUCAUGGCGUGUGAUGACAAUCAGGACAUUCAAGACCCAGCAGAGGGCGCUGACAGAUCAGGUGUGUUCUCAUUUGUCAUUGUUUGAAUGCAGCAGUUUGCUGAUAGGUACUGUAGAUCUUUUUGUCAUCCUUCAGCACAAUUUUCUAAAAGUUAUGUCUAAUUAAAUCUAUGAUCUUAGAGUAACUGUAGACGGCCUAACCCUUUUUAACAUGCAUUUUAAGCAGCCAGGCUUUUUAACAAGAAAAAAAUGUCAUCUUUAUUUAAGUCUAAAACUUUCAGUUCACAAACUCACAAAUAAAACCCUUUGCAAUUUCUGUUGUACAGACAAGGGCCAUGCAACUUUGAGCUUAGGAAUGGACCUAAACCUGGACUGGAUGACCCUGGACGACUUCCAGAAGCAUCUAAACGGGGAGGAUGAAAUUCUGUCUGGUCCUCCAUUAUCUCCCAGUGAGUAUCGUCAUUGACUUCAGAGAUAAUUAGGUAAUUUCCUACUGGGUCAAGGACACUCUGAAGGAUACAGUGGGUGGUGCCAAAAAUCCUACUGACCACCCACUGUAUCCUUCAAAGAACAACAGUUAUAUUCAAUUUUGUUUUACCUUUCAACUCCAUUGUCUUUAGGUUGUAAUCUCCUGUCAAAUGCCACUUCCAGCAUCUUUAGAUUCUUUUUUGGUCUGUUGCUUUCUCGAAAUGUAGAUUAUCUCCAAAUCUGCAACUGCCUGCCACUGAGUAUCACUCAUGAAUCUCAGUUGUGGGCGGCCGAAGUAAAUUUUUCAUCAUUUUAACUUGUCACUCUCAGGUUUUUUGUUUGUUCAGCUGCUGUCCUACGUAAUAUUUUUCUUAAUAUUUAAGAUUAUGUUGCUUUGACAGGGUGUUUUCUUAUGGAAAACUUGUCAAGUAUGUUGGAUGGUGAGAUCUAUGUCUGCCACUUUAAACUGAAUCUUGCUGUACUUUGUUCCGGUCAGGCGAGUUGCGGGAUGCCGUGAAAAGUGGAGAUUACAUGGCUGUGAAAUUGGCACUUAAUUCCAAAGAAGACUACAAUCUGGACCAAGAGGUAUGAGCCUCCCCAUUCUAACUUUUUUUGUUUUUGUAAUUUUUAUAAAACCUCUUACCUGACCAUCUUGCUUUUCAAAAGUGGUUUCUGCAUUUUUAAAUAUUUGCAUUUGGUUGACAUCUUGGUUGUGCCCUCAAUUUCGAGGGAAAGACACAUUUGACAAGUAUUGCUGCUCGCACCUUGGUUGUCCCAGUGUGUAUGUGUUGGAUUGUUUGUGCAGUUUGAUAUGUGAUGAUUGUUGAUGGCCGGUAUGACCGUGCUGUGUCAGUCACAGGGGAAAAACCUAACAUUGCUCUCAACACUUCUCCAGCUGAGCCUCGACAUUGAAAUCAUUAGUUAUCAUGCUUUGAAGUUGCAUCUCAAUUCAAAGAACAGCAACAUUUUUCAAAAUAUUCAAGCAGAAGUUUUCCACAAAAUUUCUAUGAUCUGUGUGAUGUGUAUUGAUACAAGACAUUUCAAUAAGGUUACAAAUUUCAAUAUUUCAAUCUUCAAACUUCAAAAUAAUUACAACAGAUUUAGAAGCAAAAAAAUAUUUCCAUAUUUAUGAUUCUAAAUGAUCAAAUUCAGGAAUUGUGAAACGUAUCUGUAAAUCUGAAUUUUAAAAAAAUUAAAAGCAAGAAUAAAAGUAUCAACCAGCUCACUUCAGGAAAAAUGCUUCUCAGGAGAAGAUCAUGCUUAUUACGCCAUACAACUGUUUGAUAGAUUUUUAAUUACAUGGUGCUUCAAGAAAUCAGUCUCUACAAGAUCUACAUCUACAGACUUUACUGUUUCACGUCUACUAAUGAGUCAACGCCUCAAGAUGUUUUUUGCAACUCCAAAGUCUCCUCUGCAACAGAUUCAGGUAAGAGUGUCAACACAUGCUCUAACUUUGUAUGUAAACAAAAGAGUGUCUUUAGUAAUUUGUUAAUGUUAGAUUUUAUAGUCAAUAACCUUAUUAUUUUAGGGUUUAAAACUUAAUAAUUGUUUGGGGUUUUUUUAUUGAGAUACAGAGGGUUGUGCUGAUUACUUUCAAUCUAACUUAAGUUGCUUUAAUGCUCGCAGAAUAUUUGAAUCUCUAAGAUAAGCUCCACUGAGCUGUUUUGAAAUCUUAGUGCCGCUCCAUGUUAUCGCAUUACAAUUACAAUGCUCUUUGUUGGAAUCACACAUGCUUUCAAUAGUUAAAACUAAACUAGUUCAAGAAGCAAUCAUUGUAUAGUCUGAUUCUUUUUAUUUAUAUGUUAUUGUGGAAUUUGACUAUAACCUAAUAAUAUUCAUAUUUGCAUUUACAUUUCCUUUAAAAUGUGCACAUUAGAGACCUUGGUUUCAUCUGUCCUUGCAGGGAACGAGCUUAAUGAAGAAGACACUAAACACAUGAAGUGAUAGGACAAGAUGACCCCUUUGAACCAGGUACAUAAUGUAUAUGCUCUCGUAUCGCCAUCAUGACCAUAACACAACAUGUACCACUAGCAUGCACUAGUAAUUAUCAUAAAAUCUGGAUUUAUUUUUCUUUACCUCAACUUUUAACAUUUUAAAGCUAAAUAAAAUCUACACAGAUAAUUGUUUUACUUGAAUGGCUGAACACAAUAAAAGUGUUCCUCUGUUUUGCAUCUGUACCUGGCUUUGUCCUGGACUCUAAUAUGUUUUAGCCACAUUGGAGACAUGUUGUGUAAAAUCACCACUUACAUAGUCUUACUGUAAAAACACUGCUAUGCCUAGCUUAAGUUUUGUCGUAAGUGAAAGCCAUGCAUGCAGAUCUAGUAACAGUUCAUAUCCUGUACUCUCCAUGUAGCAUUUCAUCCAACACCUCAUGAUUAUAUAUACCUGGUUAGACAUUUACAAUGUCAAAACGCUUCUUGAUCCAAUAAAGCCAUUAAUUGUUCUCGAAUGGGUCACAUGUGGUUUUUGUACUGAAGAUUUGAGAGGUGUCAGGGGUUUUUUAUUCCAAUGUUGGGCUUAAAAGUGAUGUGUGGCUAUUACAUUGCCUAUUGUUUGAAUGAGCAUGGGUCUGGGUGGGGCAUUGCCAAGGUGCUGAUGUGUAAAACAGCAAGGAAAAAAACAAAAGUAAAUUUUCAGGAAAAAAAGACAAAACCAAAACAGUUUUCCCAACCAAUCACCAUCAUUUAACAACCAAAAUAUCAACCAAAUUCUGUUUUUUUAUACCCACUCACAUUCUUUUUCUGAUUAGUCUGUUUCAUAAGAUUUCUCAAAUUAUUCGUGGCUGCUGAUUUGGCAAUGAGUCUUACAUAUACUUGUUCUUUUACAGGCUUGUACUAUGGGUGAGACGAGGUCAUUUGAAGCUGAGAGGAGCUUGAUUGAAGAGAGAAGUUCGAGUGAUGAUCUUAGAUUGACUUCAAACUUUGGCAGUGCAAGAGUUGAAGAGGGCACUCCUCAAGAUUUGGAUUGCCCAAUAGCUGCUGAAAAUCUGAAUGACUCUCUUUCCAAUACAAACUCUGAGCAAGUGACUUGUAGGGACCGUGAAAAUGUGGAAAAAGAUGGUAGGAUUGGAAGUGAUUUUACUGACAGUGGUUUUAAUCCAGCUACCGAUUUGGAUGAUGACGAAAAGGAAGGCCAGAGGGAAUCACAGGAAGAUGAGAUGUCAGAAAACUUGACUGGUGGUUUAUCAAGUACCGAAAGUUUAAAUGUUGAUCAUUCACAUCGGACCAGAACAUCUGGAAGGAUACAAACAAGAGCACAAGAAAAGAAUGUUGAACCUAAAGAACAAAGUUCAAGCGAGGAAGCAAGUGACUCAAGUGAUGAAAAUGAGGAUGGGGCGGAAGGACAGUCUGAUAGUGCAGAUCAAGCACCACAGGAGUUGGACACUAAGAGCAUUACUAAGACACGAUUACAACGACGCAAGAAAACUGUGGAGCGGACACCAACUCGAUCAAGUUCAAGGACCUGUAAAAAAGUUCUUGAAGCAAAACCCCACAUAGAGGAGGAGGUGAAAAAAGAGCCAUGCAAAAAGCAUUUCUGUCUUUAUUGCAAACAGGCUUUUACCCAAAUUGCAAAGCAUUUGGAAAGGAGACAUGGAGAGGAAACUGAAGUGUCUCAUGCAAUACACUUUCCCAGAGGUUCAAAAGUCAGGCAAACUCUGCUUGACCAGAUCCGCAAUAAAGGAGAUUAUGAACAUAACUGCCAAGUUCUCAAAAGUGGUGAGGGGGAAAUUGUGACCAAGAAACAGGUGAAAAACCCCAGCAUUUCCGUUCGGGAUUACCUACCCUGCCAGCACUGCUUUGCUUUCUAUCGCAAAACAGAUUUAUGGAGGCAUGAGCGAUCAUGUAAGGCCAGAAAGGGAGAUCAGAAAUCCUCUGAGAAGACCAAAAAAAGCAGUGUCCACAGUGCUGCUUCCAGGCUGCUUCCAAUGUCAGAGUUUUUAACAGGAGGCUGUGAGGAAAUAAUCCAUAUCAUGCAUCAGGAUGACAUCUCAAGGCGCAUUAGAAAUGACCCUCUUAUUUGUAAAUAUGGCAAUGCUUUGUCUGCUAAAUAUGAGCAUGACAAGUCUCAGUUUGCUUACAUUGCACAGAAGAUGAGGGAACUUGGUAGAUUUGUGCUUGCUGUAAAUGAGCUUGAUGAGAGCGUGAAGUACUUGCAUGAAGUAUGUCAACCAUCCAGAUUUCAGUUAGCUGUUGAAGGGGCCAAAAAGGUUAGUGGUUUUGAUCCAAGUUCCAGUAAGUUCAAAACAGUUUCCCUUGUGUCAAAGAUUGGCUACUCCUUGAAACGAGCUGCUGAGAUAGCUUUCGGGGAGAGUCGCAUGACGGAGGACAGUGAAACUGAAAGUGAAGUCAAGAAGUUCAUACAACUUCUGGAUACGAAAUGGAGUGAGUGCUUCUCUCGUAAAGCCCUUGCGUUAUCUCUAAAGCAAGAAGUCAAAAAGGUGGAAGUAGACAAAUCAACAGUGACUGAGGACUUGAUAAAACUGCACAGGUUUAUCACAGGGGAAGAAGAUGAAGCCAGAAGGGAGCUUAAAGAGAGUCCAAGUCUGUCAACAUGGAAAAAGCUCAGUGAGGCAACUCUGGCAGAUGUGUGUCUGUUUAACAGAGGAAGGGUAGGGAACAUUGGCAGAAUGUUUUUGCAAACUUAUACUCGCAGAAAGAGUAAGGACACAUUUGUUCUCUCAGCGGAUCAAAUUAAAAGAAGCACAAAAUUGGAGUUGGAUCUUGGUGCUAGUUUCACAAGGUUGGAGCUAGAAGGUCAGUAUGGCAGGAAUAUGCUGGUUCUGCUGACUGAAAGGAUGGUUUCCUCAAUCGAAUUGAUAAUUGCCAAUCGAGAACAAGCAGGCAUGGCAAAAACCAACCCAUACCUUUUUGCACGAACUGAAGGUCCAUCCUUUAUCCGUGGAUUGGAUUGCAUUCGGAGGGCUGCAAUGGAAUGUGGAGUGAAAAACCCCGAAGCACUUCUGUCCUCAUCAUUAAGAGAGCAAAUUGCCAGCUGCUGGCAGCUUAUGAGCCUCAGAGAAAGUGAGUUGGAUCAAGUGGCCAAGCUGUCGGGUAAGAGCAGCCAGGAGUGUUACGCACUCUCAAAUGAUGCACUACAACUGGAGGAAGUAAGCAAACAGCUUCUUAAGAUGGAACGGACACUGCCAUCAAGUCCACCCAGCACUGCAAAAGAUGGUGAGUACUUGGGUCUCCAUUGGUUGAAUGCAAAGAUUGGUAAGAGGACAGCUACAGCUCUUAAGUCAACAUAGGGUUUCUUACUUGCUUGAUCUUUUGCUCAAUCCUGGGGUUAAUUUGUCUAAGUUGUCUCAAAACAGAUGUUUUAAAUGUCCUACAAUUCUGAUUACUUUUAGGACUUGACAUUUUAUUCUUGGAGAGCAGCUGGAAAGACCAAUCAAGCCCCACAUCAGGUAUUGGAGUAUUUGACAGUAUGAAAAAGUCAUGCAAAGAGCAGUUGAUGAAUCAAAAUCUUCCUUUUUCCAAGCUGAAGAAUGAACUGUCAAGCUCUACAGUAGGCCUGGUUUAACAUUAAAAAAACAGAGUACGAUCUUAUUUCUCAUAAGUAAACGUAAUUAUUUUCUUUUACUCUUAAUGUUUUCAGGAACUGUACAAAAACCUGCUCUGAAGAGAAAAUCUUGGAGUGAGAAGGAGCAGUCAGCAGUGAAGCGUUACCUCAGUGAAUUCAUCACAACAAUGAAGGUCCCCGGCAAAAAGGAGUGCAAUGCUUGCAUAGCUGCUGAACCAGAUCUUUGUGGACGAUCUUGGACGGAUGUCAAAAACUAUGUGCACAACACACUGCAGACAAUACGUAGGAGAAAUAGGUCUGACGAAAAUGUGAAUGAGAGUCCAAAAGCCAGAGUCCGACCACCCAAAACAGAUCUGGAAGACACAAGUGUGGUCUGUACAAUGACCACAGUGAACCCAGAUCACAUAAGAGAAAGUUCGGACUGUUGCAUGACAAUGGCACAGAGCAUUAGGGACUCAUCAACGCCGUACUCACAAGACAUGACUCAGAGUUAUGCAACCUUGUGUUCUACAAGUACAAAUUUGGUCCAUUCAAGUCAACCAUUGAUGUCUACGUUCACACCACUAAAUGCUACCGAUACACAAGUGGUUCCUACAUUUACCCCACACAACACUACAAAUGCACUCAUGUCUUCAGCAUACUCAUCGGAGAACAACAUAAUCAUGCCAAUGUCUCCCUCUUAUACCCCACAUACCGCAAGUAUGCAACCUCCAUCAGUGUAUACACAGCAGGACACUACAAAUUUACCAAUGAUUCCUAAUUAUAGCACCCUUAAUGCUCCAAGUACCUCUAUGGGCCCAACUUACACCUCAUUAAAUACAGCAAGUCCACCAAUGAUCCCUGCGUACUCAACACUAAAUGAUGGAGGCAGGCCCAUUGUUUCCUCCUUCACGCCUCUGAACCAUCCAAGUACACCAGCAUACCUCACCAACCAAUCUAGGGCUCCUACAACCGCACAAGUUGUCCCAACGAUCCAUAGACCCAAUGUUCCUGAUGGAACACCAGCAAGACAGGACAGUACAACCAAGUCCUCAGCGGGAAAACGGGCCCCUCCAACUGACAAGCCUCAAAAGAGAAUCAAGAGGUUGUGGAGCGAGGAGGAGCAGACAGCGGUGAGGCGUCAGUUUGGAGACUUCUGUAAGCUGAUGAAGGUUCCAGGAAAAAAGGAUUGUGAUGCAUGUUUGGCCGCUGAACCAGCGUUGAACACUAGAACAUGGAGAGAAGUCAAAUAUUUUGUACAUAACUCAAUUCAGUCCAUGAAAAGGCGAGGGCUUCCAGUCGCUGCCAAACAAAGUGCCGCACCAGAACCAGAGACUCCAAAUCCAAACCCUGAGUGGGAUGGCCCUGUGUACCUCUCUUUGUAAAUACUUGUAAAUAACUUUGUUUGAGUAAUAAGUGAUGCGCAAGACUUGAUGCAUAUUAGGGGUGUUGUGGCUUUGGCCCUUAAAUGUAUGGGUUGAAAAAGCAAAUAUGUAAAAAGUUCUGUCUGCAGUCUCUGUAUCCUUACAGAUGUUAACACGAGUUACAGUCUGCCCUGCCAUUCUUUGAAUCACACUUCAGAAAGUAGCUAAAAGCUUUCAAAUCACAUCACCAGAUUAAGCUAUCAGUGUAUUGUUGCAUGAAUAUACACAAAGUAGGUGGAAACAAGGGUGUUCGUUACGUGGUUUUGGCAAAUCAGUCAGAUAUCAAUGUGUCAUAUGGUUAGACUGCUGAUAUGUAACACAUUCAAAUAUUAGACGGUCUGAUCAUCAGACAAUGUCUCUCCAGAGUGUUCUUUUUUAGCUGUGCGAUCACUAAGUAAGUAUGAACCUUGUUUGCCAGGAUUUCAAUUUUCUAUCUCUCAUUAGUGGUGGAGAGUAACCAGUGUGGCUUCCAAAUGCAGAUGCAGAACAUUGAACACAGUACUUUUGAGAACAUUGACAAUGUCAAAUUGGAACUUCCACUGUGACCAGGGCAUUUCCACCCUGCACUGAGCAAAGGUAGGCCCAGUGUCUGUACAUUUCUAGGGGGACUUUUACCCUUCUUAACUUCAAAACACACUCGGACAUCAACCUUUCUGCCUGUGCUGUUUUUGGUAGCAUUUUUACAAAUUUAAGUACAAGCUAAGACAUAGAAGUCCUGUCCCAAAUCUUUGCAUCCGGUCCCUGCCACGUGAAAGAUGUGCUUUGACUUGCUGUUCAUGAUUCCUCAAUGCCUGGCCCAUGUGUACUUAAUUCCUGCUUUAGCCAGUAGCCUAUAGUGUAGGUGGCCCCUGAUUGCCUGCAGCAGUAAUGGCAUACUUUCCUUGCUGAUGUUAGAGUAUUAGGAGCUCUGUUUAUAUACCUCUUACUUAAAUAUUAGAAACCUAUUUUUUCUUUGAAGAUCCUCUUUUAUAAAUGUUCAUUAGCUUAAUUCAUUUUUUAUUUUUAUGUGUGUAAACAAUCUGCUGAACAGUUUGAGUUUUUUGUAUUACUAUACAGUAAAUGUGUAGACUAUUUUAGUGUUCAUUGUAUUUUAUGUACCCUGAUUCAAGGUCAAAAAACAAAUUGGUCAUUUGUAUCUUUUUUUAAGCUUCCAGGACACUAAUAUUAAGUUGUCAAUAUACUAAUGCCUUAUUUUAUUGAUAAUUUGGUGUAUCAUGUUUUUUCUAAUCAUGUGGAUUUGGCAAUACAGCACUCCACUACCCUGAGUUUGUGAACUUUAGUGAAUAACCCCAGAGAUGAGGGUUAAAUUAUAACUAUUGAUAUGCGCUGAUGACCUGCUCCAACACAGAAUAAAAGUAUCUGUGGAGAAUCUCAUCAAAUUGACAUGAUCAAACAUGCCUGUUCUUAUAGAAGUGGGCAAAUUGGCGAGAUCCUAAUUCUAUUUGUCUAAAAGCACUUACCAAAAAAAAAAGUAUUUAGGUUGCCUUUAUUGUGAAUAAGAUGUGAACUACUCACAUUGUUCCAAGUAUGAUCACAUUUGAUUUUAAAAAUUCGUAGACUUAUUAUAAAACAACCAAGCAUUUCUUUAAAGUUUCACUUAUUGUUUGAGUGUCAAACAACCUUGUUGGAAGUUUAUACUGGAUUGAACACUCGCCAGGAGCAGCUGGUCUUCACAGCUUCUGUCCUUUAUUUAAAAGGGUAUCAUCCCGUUUUAGUUUCAGAAUUAAGGUGCUUUUACGUUGUUUAUUUUACACUGUUUAUUCUAGUGGGCUGUGGACCAUCUGUUGAGCCAGUGUAAGGUUUACUGUCCACAAUUUCUUUUUAAUGGUUUCAUACAGCAGCACUGUUGAAAAUGUGUUUUCUUCAAUAGCAACUGUUUAGAGUAUCCAGUGUAUCCAACUCUUUCAUACCAAAGCCAUUAGUUAAAUAAAAUCCUGAGUUUGAGUGGGCUUGCAGACCUGUGUGAGGGUACCUGCUCUCACUUGUUCAUGGAGACACCAAACAGGUUUUCUUGGUCACGGAUUUCUUGGAAGAGAGUUAUGAGUGUCUCAAAGUAAAAGCAGUAGUCAGCCAACAGUCAGUGUUACCACACAGCUAAACUUGUGUUUUGCAAAUGAAUCAUUUUAAGGUUUCAAAAUAAGAAAACACUCAUUCAUACACUACCUUUCCUUUUUAGUGUUGCACAGCAGCUUAUUUUCUGUACAGUGGCUUUCUUUUGUUGUUAUGAGCACACUUGGCGUGUUACUCUUCAUCCUGUUGUAAUCACGUUGCCUUCAGUUUAUGCUUCUGAUCAAGUAUUGUAAGACACUUCUGCUUGUACAAUAAAUUGCUCCUUGGCUUAAAACCUAAAGAUUUUGUUGAUACUGCAUGAUGAAUACUUUUUUCUGUGUAUUUAAGUUGUAACAGGCUGGGUUUUUUUUUAUUCCUCUACAGUAUUUUUUUCAAUUUUCACAUAUACAGCAUGUGAUCCUUGUAGUGGAAUGAAAACCAAGCCGUGGUCCCAGGUAUCGGGCUCUGUGUCCCCUGAAGUGAAAGGAGAGUGGGUGAUUUAAAGAAGAAAGAUCAGAAUGAUUGAGAUUUACGUGCUCAUUAUUUUUCAGAUUGCAAUUUUAACUCUUCGUUUCAACCAAUUUUCAAAAGACUCCUGGAAAAUGAUCAAAAUACAGGCUUUAAUUCAGAUUCCUUAAAAUAUCUCAAACUGAAUAGCCUUGUUGCCCUCUGAUGUCAAUAAAAGUCGCAAGGAAAAAAAAACCUCAGUAAAGUGUUUGGUUCAAGUUUCAUGGAGUCCCCUUCAGCUCUCUACAUGCCAUGUUGAACCUCCUCAUUUGACCGCUUUGGUGUUUGACAUUGUGGCGUCUUUGUUUGUUCACAGGAUGUUAGCGGUAUGUCUCUGAGCAUGCUGGCAGCUGCAGGAGGCCAGGACGACGUCCUCAGGCUGCUGAUUAAGAAAGGAGCAAAGGUGAACGGACGACAGAAGAACGGCACUACAGCUCUGAUGCAUGCUGCAGAAAAGGUAACAGGCUUUCCACCAACAUCAGAGGGGAUCAUAGUUUGGACAAAGUAUUUAGUUUAAUUGAUUUAAUUUUUGUCCCCCUAAUUUUAUUUCUCUCUCCUGUUAGAAUUUCUUGACAACCGUUGCAAUCCUGUUGGAGGCGGGUUCUUAUGUUAACGCACAGACGCUGGGCGGAGAGACGGCACUGAUGAAGGUAAAACAGAAAAAGUACCACUCAUAACACAAAGCAAUGAGCCCAAUUCAAAUGUGUUCAUUCAGACCUCAUUAACCAUCUGACAUACCAUGAAACAUAAGGAAAAGGUGAGGAGGCAAGCAGAGCUGGAUUAGGAAACAACCUAAGUGUACUUGAAAACUUCCUAUCAAGACUGAUCUGAAGUGGAAGGAUCUGCAUCAGAGGCAAAAGCUGUUUUGGUAAACAUCUUCUGUCUUUUCCGUCAGGCGUGCAAAAGAGGAAACGCUGAUGUAGUGCGCCUCCUGCUGGAGUACGGAGCAGACUGCAACAUCCUGUCCAAACACAAAAACACAGCCAUGUACUUCGCCAAGCUCAGCAACAACCUGAUGGUGUGCGACUUAAUCAAGGACCAUGUCAGCAUGUGAGUGUUAGAUAACAUAUAGGAGUGUACUUGAGAGACAGAAUUACAAUGCAGUACAGUUUUUUUAAGGAUCUUCACUUCAAUACCGCCGAGUGUUCUUAGUCAUAUGAUAAAUACAUUUCUGACCAAUAACAGAUAUUCUAGUUACACUGCAGCUCUGGACUGACUUACAGGCUUUUAGUUUAUUUUGAUUCCCAUGGAUCACACUUAAGGAUUAAAACUGUUAUUCUCUGCAUAUCCGUCCAUCUCUCAGGCUGUCCAGUGUGGCUGAGGAUACAAUCAGAGCGUACUUCGAGUCUCGCCUGGUGCUGCUGGAGCCUGUCUUUCCUCUGGCCUGCCACAGGCUUUGUGAGGGACCAGACUUCUCCAUGGAGUUUGGCUUCAAGUCACAGCAACAACCAGAGGGUAUAAAACUUUUCCUCCAAAGCCUUCAAGGCUGUAAACAUUUAGAGAUACACAUCACUAUAAUCUCAUGCAAUGGGAGACAGAGUCCUUGUUGCUCCACUCAAGUGUCUUGUCCUUAAUAAUGAACUCAUGAUGGAUGUCUUGAUCAUAAACAGCCAUUCAGGAAACUUCUAAAACUCUUCAAUCCUUCUGUCUUAAUCCCUGAUUUGCCGUUCCACUGACUUUCUCUCCUACUCCAGGCUCAGGCAUCCUCCUUUUCGUCUUCCACGCAAACUUCCUGAAUGAAAUCACAGCCAGGCUCUGCGGACCCUGCAGCGUUCACGCUGUGGUGCUCAACGACAAGUUCCAGCUGCCCAUCUUCCUGGUUAGAGCUCCAUAAACACAAAUACAACAAGAAGAGCUCUUGGCUCUGUUCACUUCCUUACCAUCGACCUAAAGCCAAAUAAUCCAAGAGAUUUUUAAAAGACAUUUCUGUUCUGGAUUCAAAUAUACCUACACUAUCAAUUUAUGGCAAAACUUCAACUGCUUGUACUUCAACAUUGAUCGAAACGGUAACGCUUUCUUUUAUGAUACACUUAUUACCAGGUAAUUAACAGGUAAUUACCAAGUAACAACAUGAAAAUAUCUGGUAAUUACAUGAUAACUACUAAGUCAAUACUGUCUAGCUACCAGGUAGGUAACCUUCCAUCAUCAUACAAAUUUGAAGCUGAAUUGCUCUGGUAUUUCCAGGAUUUUCUCCACUUCCUGGAACCACCACUUGCGCAGUAGCAUUGUACGCAUUCGGCGGGUGAGUCGCUGUGAUAAUGCUCGGCUCAAACAGCGUAUAGCUACACAAUCUUCGCACACCCCAUAGGCUGUAUCAAGUGUCAAUCAUAGAAAAUAAGAACCCCAAAUUGCUUUUGAAAAUGGAGCUGCACAGAAAAAAGAAAAACUAGACAGUAUUGGCUUAGUAGUUAUCAUGUAGUUACCAGAUAAUUUCAUGUUGUUACUAGGUAAUUACCUGGUAAUAAGUGUACCGUAAAAGAUAGCGUUACCCUUGAAACAUAUACUUUAUAAAUGUGUCAAAAUUAGUCAAUUUGUGUUUAUUUCUCCAAAUUCAUAUAUUUUUUGUCUUCCAACAUUCAGGAUAGUCACUUUAUCUACUCCUUCAGUCCAGUUCCAGGCAUCAACAGACUUUUCAUUCGUCUGGCAGAGGCACCGACAGCCAAGGUAACACACACACACACCAGCACAGAGAUAUAGAGAUAUUCAACUAUACAUCUGCCAUCAGAAUUGGUUGAUGUAAAAUGAUUGAAGGAGUUAACAUUGUCAAUGUUAGUUCAUUUUUAAUUAUAAUAGAUGAUCAGGCAAUCAUGUUCAAGAGAGAGCAGUUAAAUUUGAAGUCUGUAUUCUAGCCUGUAGUCUUCUGUAGUAUAAAUACACACUUGAAAAGAAGUUGUUGACAGCAAAUGAGAGUGGACUCUUAAUUUCAUUUUUGCUCAUCAGUGACAAUAGCUGUAACUUUGAGUAUAAUUGGUUAAAGCUUGAACAAAAAAAUUUACAACCAAAGGCCAAAACCCUCAUGAAUUAAAAAUCUGUCUCCUGCUUUAUUCAAAGAUCCUGUCUUCGUCUGUCGCCCAUUCCCUUAAAACAAGAAUAAAACACACAAAUCCAAUUUAGAGCAGUCUGCAACAGAAUUAAAUUGCGUUUGUCUGGGUCUAUUUUCAAUAAGUAGAUUAAUACUCAGUCAGCCAAAACAAGUGAAUAUUUUCAGCUGCGGGUCAGCGUGAGUGAUAGUGGGUCAAACUAAAGUCUGUCUGUCUGACUUUAUGGACUUUAUGAAGAAGCAUGUCCUGCAUGGACUAAUAACUGGUAAUACUUUUUUGGUCAAUGAUGGAGCACUAUGACUUUGACACCUCUAGCAUUUGUGGCCAUUCCUGUGAAGAAAAAAGAAAAAGAUUUUAACAGUGUGCCAAACUUUCUCCCCACAGGUCAAGCUCCUCAUCUGUGCAUACAGAGUCCAGCUACAAUGA